GUACGGAUUCCCCCUCUCCGGUCGCCCCCGCCGCUGCCGGCCAGCCCGUCACGGGCCGGAAGAUGGCGUCGGUGGAGCAGCUCGUGUUGGACCUCUGCGAUCCAGAGCUCAGAGAGCAAGCCCUCUUCGAUCUGUCCAAGUGGGAAAGGUGAAAGAUUCUUUGACGAGGAGUAACUUGCAUAAGAGUCACAGACGUUCGAAUCAUCAUCGCCUUCACUUAAAAGGAUGCUUCAGGGGAUGAAACGAAGCACGAAAACUUUUUUUAAUUUCUCUCCUAUUUACUAGAAAGGAAAAGGUAAAGUUAGGAAGAUGAGGCUGCCUAUGACGGAAGUAAACUGAAGGGCACGUUUGAAAGAAAGAACUUCAACGGAGGGAAGUGUUUAAAAUUUUCCACUUCAGAACCACUUCGAGGCCAAGUUUCAACCCUUUUUUUGGUAGAUAACUAGCUUAUCUAUAUUUAUAAUCUUAGGGUUUCUUGAGAUCAUUCACCUUAAGUUACCAUCCGUCAUUGUUGCUUCACUUGAAAUAAUUUUGUAAUGAAGCCCAUGUGUACAUGCCCCUACUAACAAAUUUUCUCAAGCUACAGUUAAGGUUUGCAGUUUCUUGCAAGUAUGUAGAUAUGUUUUUUAGCAGAAGCUUGACGAAUGUUAUUGUGUUAGCUACUAAUCUUAAAAAAGUCUGCCCUGUGUUGAAACUCAUCUUUUUUGCAUGCUUAUUAGAUCAGAUCGCUCUAGGAUCUUAUGCUUUCCACUUUGUUCUUAUAAAACCCAUAUAAUCUUGGAUCUUCCAUGUAUAAUUUGGCUAGCUUUCUUUUUUAAUGUUUAAUUUGGAAGCAAAUUUUUUGGAAAUAAAUUAAAUUUGUGAGAUGAGCUCAGGAUAGGAUUGACAGCCACAUUUAAGGUUGUUGCUUUUCAGCCGUAUGGAUCUUUUUUCAUGACUUGUGACUUUCUAGAUUGUAGAAGGGCCAUGUCCUUAUUUAACUAAGUUCCUCUGAUUUUUAUCCUCUUUCUAGAACCUUGUAUCUCUUGUGCAGUGUAUUUACUUCUUUUGAAUUUUGACAUAUGAAACAUCUUAGCGCAAUCUUGCAUUAUUUUCUUAUUGAUGGUGCUGUCCCAACUUACCACAAAUGCAUCUACUUUUUCUUUUGAGAAUAACCACAAAAAUGACUCUUUUCUUUGUUCACUAUAUUAUCAUCCAUCUAUCUCUAACAUUUAAUAUCAGCGACACUUAUUUCUGUAAAUGCCUUUUGUAAUUACCCAUCAGUUUGACUAUAAAUUUCAAUUAAUCUUAUGACUGAAAAGGUUUUUGGUAUGCAAGGUUGUUGAUUGUGUUGUUAUAUACUGAGUCUUUGAUUUCCAGGUAAUCACAAGACCUUGAGGUUAGUAAAUUCUAAGCUCAAGUGUCUAGUGUUUCAAACUCAAUACUUGUGGGAUUUUUCUCAUCCAUCUUAUUAGUAUGCUACAAUUGCCAUUUCUGCUUAUCCUGUAUGCUACAACAAUUGCCAUUUCUGGCAACCAGGAGUUCUUCUGAGGAGAUAGUCUCUUUAAUCCUCUCUAUACACUCAUACAUGCAGGGACAUGCGCGCACACACCUGAAACUUCUCAUAUGUGGAUAGACACUCACACAUGCACCGUUUGAAGCACAAACACACAUAUAUAUUCAUGCACAGGCAUUCCUUUUCUCCCAUUAAUUUUGUUUCCUCCUUUGAGAAGUAUAAGAAGAAUAAUAAAUGGAUGAAACCUUAAAUCCUGCCAAAAUUGUACUUGUUCUUUUAAGUUUUAUCUAUAUGAUUCUUUACUAAUUUGGAAGGAGAAUUGUUAGAAAAAUUGAUUACAAAAGAAAUUUAGGGGGGAAGAUAGACAUCUUCUCCAAAUAAAUCUCUCAACUAUUUGUUAAGUUUAUAGCCCCUAUGAAUUAAACUUAUGCUGCUAUAUUCAUUAACUAAUGCAAAAAAGAAAGUAGAUACCAACAAUGCAUUUCAUAAUUGGAAAGAAAUUCUACUUAAAAAGGCUUCUUGGACAGGCUAUAUUAUUUCUGGAAAUAUGAUAAUUUGAUUUCUUCCACUGAUUAGGAAAGAUUUUUGUGUUACUUAUUCCUUUUUAGGUUAGGAAAUCUUGAGAAAGUUUUAGUAAUCAUGAUGAUGUUUUAUUCUUGAAGGAUUUCCUAAAGCGAUUAGCAAAUAGGUAAUUAGAAUACUUUAGUUACUCUAAUUAAAGGUCAUAGAUUAAGAAAGAUCAAAUGGUUCAAGCCCAAUAGAAAUUGAAAUUAGGUGGUAGUUCCAAUAAAACUAGGACUAUCUUGCAAGGUUUGCCAUUGUGGGUAUUGGACUCGUCUCGGAGAAUUGUCAGGUCAGUAUGUACUGGUUUGUAUGAGUGUAUCGAUACAUGGUACACCAAUAAGUGUAGUAUUUUGCAGAGGAAGAAAAAGGAGAAGAGGAAGGGACAAUGGAGGAAGGAGGAAGAAAGAGGGAAGAAGAGGAAGCAGCAGUGGAAGGAGGUAGAGGAAGAGGAAGAAGAGAAGAGACAUACUUGAGAAGUGAUUAGGGCAAAUAUUUUGCGGUGGUGGUGUGCAGCGAGGUCAUGGCCAAUGGAGGUUGCCGCUAGCACCUGCGUGAGAAGCAAAGGCUCCGAUCAUGGUGAGAACACAGAGGUGAGAAAUCGCAGUGAGAAAUCAUAGGCUCACAACAUCGAUCGCGGCUGCAUGAGAAGUGGAGGCAGCCAGGAAGUGCGAUUUAGGGUUUCCUACUUUCCCCUUUAUAUGGCAGAUCGGACUUGUACGUGCUGCCCGUUUCAUGCUGGUACAGAAAAGGGACAUUUUUCAAGAUUUGGCUCCAUUGUUGUGGUAUUCUUGUGGCACUAUCACAAUGCUCCUUCAGGAGAUUAUUUCAAUUUAUCCUGCUCUUUCACCUCCAACACUGUCACCAGAUGUAUCAAUUCGAGUUUGCAAUGCUCUUGCUCUUCUUCAGUGUGUUGCAUCACACCCGGAUACACAAAUUCUUUUCUUAAAUGCACAUAUACCUCUAUAUCUGUACCCAAUUUUAAAUACCACAAGCAAAACAAGACCAUUUGAGCACUUGCGGCUUGCCAGCUUGGGAGUGAUUGGGGCUCUAGUUAAGGUCGAUGAUCCUGAGGCCAUCAGUUUUCUUCUCCAAACUGAAAUAAUUCCUCUAUGUUUACGCACCAUGGAGCUGGGCGGUGAACUUUCAAAAACAGUGGCUACGUUUAUUGUUCAGAAGAUCUUGUUUGAUAAUUUGGGGCUUCAACAUGUCUGUGCCACCUUUGAGCGGUUCUUUGCUGUUGAUGUGAUCCUAGCUAAUAUGGUCGUAUCACUUGUGGAGCAACCUUCUACAAGGUUGUUGAAGCAUAUAAUCAGAUGUUACCUCAGGCUGUCAGAAAAUGGAAGGGCAUGUAAAGCUCUCACCAGGGGUCUCCCAGUGAUGUUGAAAGAUGGAACCUUCAACAGGUGCCUUCGCGAUGACCCAGCAACCCACCAAUGGCUUCAACAACUGCUGCGCAAUGUGGCUGGAGCAAACCUGGUGUCAUCUCUUCGGGCAGGAGGGCUAGAUCACAUGAUGGGAAACUAGCAUGGACCUCUCUCCGUCCCCAUUCGGGAUUGUCGUAGUGGUGUAAGAUCUUUCUUUCUAUAACCAUACCUAAUUUAUUUCGAUCGGCUUGUUUAUCAUUGUCUUGGAAAAUUUAUCGAUGAUGAGCAUGCCCAACCUUGUAAAUUCACAUGAGUGGAAGUCGGAGCCCUUUAUGAGCUACCGCAUGAUUUUAAUGGAGAAGCAUCAUAUUCUUGUU
Musa acuminata AAA Group (dessert banana) is the source of this 3800-nucleotide messenger RNA. RefSeq lists its product as uncharacterized. Gene Ontology annotation, biological process: negative regulation of translation; mRNA catabolic process. The transcript has 10 exons. Gene Ontology annotation, cellular component: P-body; CCR4-NOT complex; CCR4-NOT core complex. Bases 2792 to 3583 code for a protein of 263 amino acids. NCBI's taxonomy places the organism in Eukaryota, Viridiplantae, Streptophyta, Magnoliopsida, Zingiberales, Musaceae. The record is from RefSeq and is a predicted model, not a curated record.